This is a messenger RNA of Camponotus floridanus (Florida carpenter ant), 877 nucleotides long. It is a transcript of the gene Sec20, whose product is annotated as vesicle transport protein SEC20. Gene Ontology annotation, cellular component: SNARE complex; endoplasmic reticulum. Bases 131 to 808 code for a protein of 225 amino acids. Gene Ontology annotation, molecular function: SNAP receptor activity. Lineage: Eukaryota; Metazoa; Arthropoda; Insecta; Hymenoptera; Formicidae. The transcript has 3 exons. Gene Ontology annotation, biological process: retrograde vesicle-mediated transport, Golgi to endoplasmic reticulum. The record is from RefSeq and is a predicted model, not a curated record.
UAUCUAUCUGCUCUGCAGACUGCAACUAAUCAACAGCUGAUCGGAACUUGUGGCUAUUCAUGCUUCACAUGUCAUAUGUAGCUAUACAUACAUAUAUGUAAAAUAACGUAAAACUGAAUAAUUUAAAUCAAUGGAUAAUUAUUCGGUAGAUUUAAUAUGUCAAGAUAUUGUUAAAUAUCAUCUUCAAGUUAAUGCUUUAAUACAAGAUAUACAAGAAUGUAGCGGACCACUAGAGAUGCUCGAUGAACUCAAUGCAAAAGGCAGAAACAAGAUAGCAGUUUUGAAAUCUUCCAUUGAACGAUUAGCAUCUAUUGUUGAAACUGAAUUAAAUGAGAGGAAAAAAACUGAACUGUUACUUGCAGUAGAUAGCUAUAAGGAACAGCUAAACACUUCUUUGGCAGCCUUCCGCAGGGCCAAUGUUGUUAGCGCAUGUGUCAUUGACAAAUUGGCAAGGGAAAAUUUAUUCUCUAUGUCAGAAGAACAACAGAAUGCUCUCCGUAAACGACAUAACAAACAAAGCUUGACGAAUGCAUCUAAUCAAGUAACAGAUAAGUUAUUGAGCAUUUCAAGACACUUAGCUGAAACAACUCAGAGGAGCGCUGAUACCUUGGACACACUAUUAACAUCUUCAGACAAAGUUGGUAGCACCAAGGAUGAGUUAGAACAUCAACAACAAGCAAUAGUACAAUCGGGUAAGCUCUUAGGAAAAUAUGGAAGACGAGAAGUCACCGAUAAAGUUUUGCUCGCAUUAGCAUUUAUCUUUUUCCUCGCCUGUGUAUUUUACAUUCUACAAAAAAGAUUAUUCUGAAUAUAUAUUAAGUACUUGUAACAUGAUACUUUCAUAUUAUGAUACUAUCAUGUAACUAUCUGCAUAGCA